Molecule: messenger RNA, 2379 nt
Organism: Spodoptera littoralis (African cotton leafworm)
Lineage: Eukaryota; Metazoa; Arthropoda; Insecta; Lepidoptera; Noctuidae
Source: the annotation of a GenBank genome assembly
AUGAACAAUUUAUUAAAAGAAAUUUAUGAAAAAACUGCAGAUUACACUGCAUUUUAUACCGGCGGAGAUGUACAGUGGACAUCAGAUGGUGUUCAUCUUCUUUGUCACUGCGAUGAUGUCAUCAAAGUGGUUGAUGUCAACACAUUCUCUACUAGCCACACCAUUGCACAGACUGACGAAGAUGCUGAAUCAGAUCAAAUUUAUACUUUUCAAAUGUCCCACGAUAACAAAUCAGUGGUAACUGCACACAAAAGUGGAUUGAUGAAGCUAUGGGAUCAAGAGACCGGACAGCAGCAGAAGAUUUGGAGGUCUGGCCACAAAGGCCCAGUUGCCAAAAUAGCAUUUGAACACACAGAUGAAAAUAUUGCUUCAGGUGGUUCUGAUGGCAACAUAAGGUUGUGGGACCUUGCACACAAUACUUGCACAAGUAGUUUGCGAGGCGCAGUUGGAGUAUUUUCUGUUUUGAAAUAUCAUCCAGAUGCAAACAAACAAUUAAUUUUUGGAGCAGCUGAUGACACUAAAAUCAGAUCAUGGAACUCAAAAACUGGCAAGGAACAUUUAAUCUUUUCAGGACAUUUCAGUAAAAUCACUUCACUGCAGUUUACUUCAGAUGGAGAACACAUGGUCAGUUCUGGUAGAGAUCGAGUAUUAAUAUUGUGGAGUUUAAAUGAAAGCAAAGCACUUAGAGUUGUUCCUGUAUAUGAAAGUAUAGAAUCUACUAUUCUAUUGCCUGCAACAUUUAAAAUACCUAAUUUUAAGAAGAAACUUGAGACAGAAGGGAUAUAUGUUGCUUGUGCAGGAGAGAAAGGUGUUGUCAAAGUAUGGAAUAUGUUAAUGAGCCGACUCAUGUUUGAACAAAAUAAUAGUCUUGUGUCUCCAGCAGCUGAGGAGGGUGGUUUGGCUGUAACACACUUGCUUUUUAAUGAAUUACGAAAUGUCCUAUCUGUUGUCACAGCAGAUCACAACAUUAUCAUUCAUGAUCUUGAAACAUUUGAAUGUAAAAAGCAGUUAAUUGGUUUCACUGAUGAAGUACUAGAUAUUAUAUUUCUGGGAAAAGAUGAAACACAUUUGGUGGUAGCAACCAACAGUCCUGACUUGAAGUAUUAUGAAAUUGAUAGUAUGAACUGCCAAAUUGUAAAGGGACACACAGAUAUAGUCUUGGCUCUUGCUCGCUUCCCAACUAAACCUGAAAUGUUUGUGUCUUCAGCUAAAGAUAAUUCUGUAAGACUUUGGUUACAAAACCCUGACAACAAAAUAUCUUGCAUUGGAGUUGGAGCUAGACAUACAGCAUCUGUUGGAUCUGUGUUUGCCUCCCAGUCAUCAAAUGAUUUCUUUGCAUCUGUAAGCCAAGACAAUUGUUUAAAAGUUUGGAAUGUCCCUAAGGAACUUGCAGGUGACCAAAAAAUUAAAUCUUCUUACACAGAACUGGCUCAUCAGAUGGAUAUCAAUUGUGUAUCCAUAUCACCAAAUGAUAAAAUGAUUGCUACUGGAUCACAGGAUAAAACUGUCAAACUAUGGUCAGAGGAGUUGACAUUACUAGGUGUACUUAAAGGACACAGAAGAGGUAUUUGGUGUGUCAGAUUUUCGCCAGUAGAUCAAGUAGUCCUGACGUCUUCAGCAGAUACUACAAUAAAAUUAUGGUCUAUAUCUGACUUGAGCUGUCUUAAAACUUUUGAAGGACAUGAGAGUUCCGUUCUCAAAAUUGAGUUUGUGAGUAGAGGACAGCAAAUAUUGUCAAGUGGAGCCGAUGGAUUACUCAAACUUUGGAAUAUAAAAACAUCAGAAAGUAAAAUGUCCCUAGAUAAUCAUGAUGGCAAAGUGUGGUCUUUAGCAGUUAGUAAAGACGAAUCAAUAGUUAUCACUGGUGGGUCUGAUUCAAAGUUAGUGAAGCUCAAAGAUGUAACUGCAGAAAAAAGAUUACAGUUAGCUAAGGAAAGAGAAGAAAUGAUACUACAAGAACAGGAAUUAAUGAAUUUGUUACAUGAUAAACAAUUAAUUAAAGCUCUGAAAUUAGCACUACGAAUGCAAAGGCCAAUGCAUGUUUUGAAAAUAGUUAAUGAAGUUCUUGCUGGUGGAAACGAAAAGCUUUAUGAAACCCUUAAAGAAAUCAACCAUACUCAAAAAGAAACUUUAUUAAAGUUUGCUGCAGAAUGGAAUACAAAUAAUAAGAACUGUCAUGCAGCACAACUCGUAUUUAAUAUAUUAGCACCCGAAAUUAUUGCAGGAAACUUAAAAGUGCCUGCCUUAGCUGGUUUUAUUGAAGGUGCAUUGCCCUACACUGAAAGACAUUUUGAAAGAUUAACAAACUUACUUCAAGAUCUUAACUUUAUAACAUACACUGUGAAUUGCAUGCAACCUCAUGCUGUUAAUAAUGUGUAA